Molecule: messenger RNA, 467 nt
Organism: Ochlerotatus camptorhynchus
Lineage: Eukaryota; Metazoa; Arthropoda; Insecta; Diptera; Culicidae
Exons: 3
Coding region: 12-467 (151 amino acids)
Source: RefSeq, a predicted model, not a curated record
UUGGCGACAACAUGUUUCAACGACCGAUUGUGGGCACAAUUAUCUGCUUCGUUGCAUUACGACUGGCAUUGGCAAUCGAAACCGAUGCGACCACACUCCCAACCCCAGUUGCUGCUUGUGGAUCGCAAUGCCUUUUCAACUAUUUGGUUAACGGUUCUACGCUGGUGCUAGACAUAAUGAAUAAUCCACCGGAUAAGUGGCUUCUACAGGUACAGAACCUUAGCACUUACUUCAAUACGAUUACAAAUUGUGUGAAAAUUGCAAACUUUGACCAAUUUCUGAUGAAUCUGAUGAGUGAGGGUAUCGCUUUUCAAGAUGUUUUAUGCGAACUGGACCUGUUGGUAGUAGCUGAGUGUAUUAGCAAACAUUUGUUCCUGAAUUGUCCAGUGUUUGACAAAAGUGAACAAUGCCAGGCUGUGAAAGCCUUUUUGAAUUCGAAUUGCUUGUAUAGCCAAUUAUUUACGUAG